AACAGUGGAGUAGGAGGAAGAAGAGGAGGACUCACCGACGCUUCUUUCUACUAAACGCCAGGCGGAGAAGAGGAGGAGGCCGACGGCCGGGAAUGGGGAAGAAAACUCGCCUCACAGGAGGAGCAGUGGGUCGGAGAACAAUCCUGCAGCUUUCGCCGCCUGGCCUUCGCGGCGGGGCGGCCGGCGAGAGGGAAGAGGCGGCCUCGGGAUCCGAAGACGAACAGGAAGGUGAUGCCCACAGGUUUUUGAGAGAAAGAAGCACAAACAUGAAGCCGCCCGCAGUUAAGGCCACAGAGGGACUGUCCCUCCUUGGGGCAUACGAGGACAGUGACGAAGAGGAUGCAGGAGACUCCCAGCAUCCCAGUGCCAAGUCUCAGCACAACCAGUCAGCUGACAUUGACAGCACCCUGGCCAACUUUAUGGCUGAAAUUGAUGCAAUUACCACUCAGCCAAGUACAGAGGAUCCCACAUCCUGUCCUUCAGUACCGGCCACUAACGUCCCACCACGGCCUGAAGCUCAUGCUCAGCAGCCAGCAGCUGGUGCGGGACAUGAGCAACAGGGCGCUGCGGCUGAGUUUGAGUACAAUACUCAGUACUCAUUGGCUGGAGUGGGUGUGGAGAUGGGAGACUGGCAGGAGGUAUGGGAUGAGAACUCUGGAUGCUACUACUACUGGAACACACUGACCAACGAGGUGUCCUGGGAGCUGCCUCACUAUCUGGCUGAUCAGGUGCAAGGUCUGCAGCAGUACGCCAACAGUGCUGCUGUUAAUGGCAAUGGCAAUGGCAAUGGCAUAACACAGGCAGGCUACUUCACAGAGCAGAAUGCUGCAUCCGCUGCAGUCCCAGCAUCAAAGAGGGAGCCAAAAGUAAAGGAGGUAAUGGAGAGUGUUGUCGCACUCACAAGUGAUGAGGAGGAGCGUCGUGGAGUGGCUGCCUCUCUGCUUGGUCCUCUUAUCCCCUCUGAAGUGAAAGAGGCAGAGGAGAAGUGGAGGAAAGGGUUGCUUGGUGGUUUGGAGGACAAAGAGAACAGUUUGGACUCUGAUGGGGAGGGCGGGCGCCUUCCAGGGUCCCCCUCUACCCCUGUACAUGACUCAGACCCACUCCCUCCUGCCCAGAAAGAUCUCUCCAGCAAGAAUCAGUCAGAGGAGAACUCUGAUGCUGAGGAGGAGGCAGAGGAAGACACGAUGGAGCUGGAACUGGCUCUGGAGAGGAAAAAGGCUGAGCUGCGGGCGCUUGAGGAGGGUGAUGGGAGUGCAGGGGGCUCCAGUCCUUGUUCAGAGACCAGCCAAGAAGCUUCUGGAUCGCGUAGUCUUCUUUUGAAGAAAAAUCGAUGGAAGACGGCCUUCCUGCGUGCAGCUAGCCCAGACUCCAACAGCAGAGGGUCAGACACACAGGAGAACGUAGAUGCAGCUCAUCCUAAAGUCCUAGAAAACGUGGUGGAAGCAGAUGACAAGGAGAUGGACAGCACAGAGGACAAAACUGCUGCAAAAUCUUCGGUUAAGGAGGAGGUUGAGACACCUGAGCUCAAGUUUCAGAUCGGAGAACUAGCAAACACCUUAACCAGCAAGAUGGAGUUCCUGGGGAUAAACAAAAAGGCAAUCUCUAACUUUCAGCUGCUUCUGCUACAAACGGAGACGCGCAUCGCUGACUGGAGGGAGGGCGCUCUGAAUGGGGUCUAUCUCCGCCGCAGGCUGCAGGAAGCCGCUGAACACAUAAAACAUUACGAACUUAACGCCACCCCUAAAGGCUGGUCCUGCCACUGGGACAGAGAGCACAGGCGGUAUUUCUAUGUGAAUGACCGGACCAAUGCUUCCCAGUGGGAUUUCCCAGCCGAAGAGGAAAAGGAAGAGGAUAUAAAGGGCAGCCAAGCUUCCCAGGUACCGACAUCCAACCAAGUAGACGCCAAAACCUCAUCUGCAUCCACUGGUGGGAUCACAGGGUUAUCUGGUUAUACCGCUGUCGCUCCACCAGCCCCUCCUCAGCCCAGUGCAUCAUCAGUCUGGUCCCCAUCCCAGCCCCCACUUCCUGAAAACCCGCCUCCACCUUCAGAGUGCCCCCCGCCUCCCCCACCUCCACCGGCCUCACCGCCUCCCCCUCCUCCCCCUCCUGAUAGUGAUGGAGAGAUCAUGGAGGUGGAGAUGGAGAUGGAUGAUGAUGAUGGGGAGCCUCCAGCCCCUGGAACUGAGGAAGAUGGCAGUGGGAGACCUUUACUUGCAGGCACUGCCAGCACCAAGGUUGUGGAGACAGCCCCCUUGGGGAAGGGUCAGAAGCGUAAAGCUGGUCAGCUGAACAAAGCCAUCACUAUCGGCAGCAGUCCCAUUCUCUACACCCAACCUGCUGCCACUGCAGCUCCCGUGAUUUCAGCAAAUUCCUACUGGGGCAUGACUGCGGUCACUGCUUCUUUGCUCCCCUCUGAAGCCCCGGCUCCACCUCUCCCAGCUGUCCCCACCCAGCCGCCUCUGCCUUCAUCUCAGCCUCCCUUUGACCCGUCUGGAGUCAAAACUCUGCCCUCAGACAAGACCAAGAAACUGAAAAAGGACAAGUCAAAGAAGAAAACGAAAAUGCCCUCUCUGGUGAAGAAGUGGCAGAGCAUUCAGAAGGAGCUGGACGAAGAGGAGAAGAGCAGCUCCAGUGACGAGGACAGAGAGCAGCUCAACAAGAAGAGUAUCGAGGAAUGGAAGCAGCAGCAGCUCCUCACGGGAAAAGCUGUAAAGAAUGCCAACUUUGAGGCUCUCCCUGAAGACUGGCGGGAACGACUGAAGAAGCGGAAGAUGAUGAAUAGCACGUAACAUCUAGUUUGUUUCAUGCUUCUGAGAUCCACCCUGACCUGACAACGUACGUUCACCCCUCCCUGCCCCCAGAUGCUGGACAGUGAUCCGGAGACUUGGAGAACCUUUGUUAUCCCUUUCCCCUCCCAUUUAUGAUGAAGACUUUCAGAGGCUGUUAAGUGGCAGGCCAUUGGCUAGCGUGGUUUGAAUGUUCUUUUGUUGUUUUUACUCUGGUGUUUAUUCGUUCCUUCAGCAGAACCCUACAAGGCCUCCAUCUACACCAUCACUUCAUCUGUGUAACUUUAUAGAGAAAAAAGACUUUUCUAUUAAGCCCUCAGCUGUUGAGUGAAUGCUUGACUUUGUUCAGAGACAUUUGUGAUCAUCUGUACGUGUAAAUUUUUCUAUUUACAUUCAAAAUUUCAAAACUCAUAAAAGGACGUAGGAGAAACUAGGUUCAUAUCCAUUUUAAUAUUGCUGUGUUCUCAUGUCGACUCAUUAACCUAAACCUAUUUACUUGCUUGUGGAAGAUGGAGGCUGGAUAGGUUAUGUGCAUCUUUUUUAGGCAAAACUGAUCUGUAAUCGCCAUAUUUUGACAUACUUUUGAUACAGGCCUUUUUUUAUUUUUUUAUGAGGAGUAGAUUGACUUACGCCCCCGGCCCCUUCUGUAGGUUUCUGUCAUGUCCAUAUCCCUCAUGGGCACCCUGCAUGUUGAAGAGUCAGUCACAUAACUGUGCCAAAUGCCCUUGGGGUUAUCAUGAAUAUUUCACCUCCGGUAUUUUUAGAUCCCAUGUAGAUGACCACCAUAAGCAUUUUUACAGCUGUGUACAUUAACUGGUAAUGGGGUAAGCCAUGUUAUGGGAAAGGGAGGGAAUGUCACUAAGCUUGUACAUUUUGUAAAAAGGUAAUAAAUUGUUUUUUUCUGAAUCUG
Molecule: messenger RNA, 3696 nt
Organism: Myripristis murdjan (pinecone soldierfish)
Lineage: Eukaryota; Metazoa; Chordata; Actinopteri; Holocentriformes; Holocentridae
Gene: fnbp4
Product: formin binding protein 4
Exons: 17
Coding region: 93-2789 (898 amino acids)
Molecular function (GO): protein binding
Source: RefSeq, a predicted model, not a curated record